UGAGAAACAGCCUAUGGCACAGACAAGCCACACGCUGACGCAACUACAUACCCUUCCUACCUGACGAGCUUACUUACCCAGCGACAUGCUGAAGCGACAACGACCAGUCACGCCUCCGCCGUCUUCACUUGACUUUCCUACGUAUUUACCGGACAUACUGGCCAAAGGGCCACUUCCAAGUCCAGACCUAACCUCGAUAAGCGAGUCCUCUGGUAAAAGGCGACGGUUGGAGCGGCCAGACAGGGAGACGCUGAGAGGUUGGACACUGCCAUCAUCUGACGUUUCACACGGAGAGCACGGCGACGGCAAAGAAGACGUCGAACGAUCGAGCCAUGGUGACGGGGCAGAGGGGUUAUAUGAUGGUAUCCCUAACCAGAGCAUAUUAUCCCCGGGAGACGGGGGAUACAAACAGACGAAUAACAUCCUCCAUGAAGUACAUGUCCUCAACCAGCACAGAUUGGUAUUCUCCCCUUCGGAACGCCCACCCCAAAGUCAUGCACCCGAGAUAUCUCCACACUCCGUCCAUAUCCAUCCAAACUCUCAGGAAGCUGCGGAAUCUAGUUACGGCCUCCCGUCGUCAGCUUACAGGAAGUCACCAGUGGGAUCGAAUUCUUUCCAGCCUGUACAUCGCAUCCCGGCAGGCCAAUCAUGUUCUGCGAACGUUGCAGACGACCAUGCUGACCUGCAAGAGGCGCAGGCUGUGUGGGAGCACUAUGGAGGCACAAAUAAACUUCUGGGUUCCCUGUUCCUCUCUCGCAGGCGUGAACUUCAAGGGGCUUUCUACACCCUCGAAUCUUAGCGGUGCAAUUCCUUACGCUGCUCUGCUUUCUUGGCGAUCUCAAAUCAACAUGCCCCCUUGUAGCAGCCCUAUCCCGGUUUCCAGUCGUGUGCAAUGAUUGUAUGUGUUGUUCUCCUUUCAUCGGAUGGAGCUUAUCUUUCACUUCGCAUGUUAUCUUCAUUCUAGG
Molecule: messenger RNA, 965 nt
Organism: Pisolithus orientalis
Lineage: Eukaryota; Fungi; Basidiomycota; Agaricomycetes; Boletales; Pisolithaceae
Exons: 2
Coding region: 86-799 (237 amino acids)
Source: RefSeq, a predicted model, not a curated record